Molecule: messenger RNA, 2027 nt
Organism: Malus domestica (apple)
Lineage: Eukaryota; Viridiplantae; Streptophyta; Magnoliopsida; Rosales; Rosaceae
Product: F-box/kelch-repeat protein At3g23880-like
Molecular function (GO): protein binding
Source: RefSeq, a predicted model, not a curated record
CUUCGCUCAAUUAAUAAUUGGAUGAAACAACCCAAAAUUUAGCAAGCCUAUAAAUAGUUCUAGAAGUCAUUCCCUGGGCCAAAACCUCAGCUGCUUCUCCGACUCACCACCACGUUACCUGCGUGUUUCUGUACGUCCUUUCUCUCUCCUCACUGUCUCUCUCUCUCUCUCUCGAGAAGCACAAAGCUACCAGACUCAAGAUCGAAGCCAUAUCGAAAUCGCUGCAGGGAAAGCCCCUUCAAUUUUGAAUCCUUGAUCUGGUUAUUUCCUCUCUCUCUGGAACUUGAAAGGCACAAUGCUGAGAGGAAAUCAAGGAAACCCUAAUCAGAAUCCUAGGACACAAAAUACAAACAGAGCAGUGAUGGGCAUCAAAUUUCAAUAUCUUCCCAAGGGUUUGGUGGUGGACAUUCUCUCAAGGAUAGUCUGCGUCAAGACCGUCUUGAACUGCAAGUGCGUUUGCAAAGAGUGGCUUUCUAUAAUUUCUGACCCUCAAUUUGCUCGUCUCCAUCUUCCGAGAUCACCCAUUGGGAUCUUGAUGAAGGAAUGGCACCUUGAUAAUGAUUGGAUAGCGGGAAAACUUGAUUUUGCCCAGAUAGUAGAAGGUGCUGGUUCUGAUUUGGGGGUCGAGAAAACGACUUUAACUCCUAAUAAUAGCCUGCCCAAUUUUCGGUUCGAGUUGAUAAACUCAUGUAACGGUUUACUUUGUUUGUAUGGGCCGGAGACUGAUUGCCUGUAUGUGUGCAACCCUGUGUUGGGUGAGUGCAUCACAAUUCCACAUAAUAGUAAUGGCAGGCAUCGGUGCGGGUUUAUUGCACUUGGUUACAGCAUUGGGACCAAUGAUUACAAGGUGUUGCAAACAACCUUAUCUAACAACGAAUUCUAUGGUGAGCGUGAGGCUGAGAUAUACACCCUUGGCACUGGAGUUUGGAGAAGCAUUGGAAGUGUUCCUCAAACUAUACUUAAGAGAUAUAGAGACGCAGCAAUUGAGUUACCAUUUGAAGGUUUUCUGCACGGAGCUCAACAUUGGGCUCCGUAUGACUUGUCAGAGUUUUCUAUAUAUUCUUUCAAUUUUGAAAGAGAACAAUUUCGAUUGCUACCCCCACCUACACUCUCACCUGGGCUGUUGGAAGAAAUGCAGAAGUGGUAUUCAAAGUAUUUACACUUGGGACAGUUAGAAGGUUGUCUCCUUCUAUGUGUGCAGGAUAAACCGUCUACCAACUUAGAGUUGUGGGUUAUGAAGGAAUAUGGGGUCCAGCAGUCUUGGACUAAAAUUCUUGUCAUUGAUAACUUGACCCCAAAAUCUUUCGGGUACAUGCCAAUUAUGUUUUUGAGUAAUCGAGAAAUCCUAAUAGCAUACGUGGAAGAACAAAACAACGGCAGUGGCAGCCGGCUUGUUGGUUGUUUCAAUCAAGAAGCAAAAACUUUCAGCCGAACUACAGUUACUGAUCACACCCAGGAAUUUUUUCAUGCAAUUGCUUACAGUCCAUCCUUUGUUUCACUCUACGAUGUUGCAAAAGGAGAAGAAGUGGAAAGGAUAAGAGAUAGCAACAAGCCGAUUGGUAAACCGAGUUAUGAUCGUUCCGGUUUUGGGAUGCCAACCCACGUGUACUCUUUUGACUUAAGACGGCGUGCUUUUGAUGGUUGGUUCUUCCAAAAUUCAUAUAUGAAUCACUUUUGUUAUGCGUGAAUGCGUAAACGCGUCAACAAUGCUUUGAGCGGGAAGGGUUAUGUUUUUGGAGAGGAGAUUCCCAAUGUGUCAACAACGCUUUGUAGCCAGACUCUCGUGAUGCUAAAGCAGUUCUUCCUUUUUGUUCUUCGUCAAAGACUGCGGCCGCCCUGCCUCCGUUUACAUUUAUUUCUUGUUUCUUAUAUUUCUUUUCUUUAGGCAUUUUUCGGUGCAAACACAAAAUCCAAGAGGGAGUUGUUUUAAUUUGUACUAGCCUAUAUGCAUGCCCUCAUAUGCAUGCUAAGGACCUUUUUUUAAUGACUGGAUGUUACGCACAAGUUACAAAUUUUUACUGCAUUAA